UUUAAAAUGGCACAAUCUAAAGAAAUUAAAGAAAUUCUUGCUAAACUUCAAACUAUUCAACAACAAAUUAAUAAAUUAGACGACAAGGUUGAAACAUUAAAUACAGCAGAUAUUAUUGAAAAAUUGGAAAAUAUAUCAACGACUAUAGAAACAACAGCAAUCAAAGCUGUUGAGGAUAAAGAAAGACAACGUAGUCUUGUCCUUAUAGGAUUAAAAGAAUCAACAGCAGUUCGGCCAACAGAGCGUGCGAAAGCUGACGAGGAGGAGGUUUUACGCGUUCUGGACGCGCUGGACGUCCAGACAUUGCCAUUGGCAGUGUAUAGAAUGGGAAAUCCAGCCAAAGCAGGUCCAAAUGGUCGUUUAAUUAAAGUGAUACUUCCCAGUACAUCUUUUCAGCGAAUUUGUUUGGCUCAGUGGAAAAAGAAACGUCUUGAGAUUCGAUCCAUGGAAAAAUGGACCAAAUUACUAAUAAGACCUUCACUAACUGCUGAACAACUACGCUUAGACAAGGAAGAGAGAGACAAACGCAGAAUCGAUUGGCAAGAAAGAAAUAAGAAUAAUACUGCUGGAGACAACGUUACAAGACGUACAAAAAACUAUUAGGUAAUUUUGAGAUCAAAUUAUACUAUUUUAAUUCAAGAAGUGUUACAAACAAAAUUGACACUCUUAAAUUCCUAAUGCAAAAAAAUUCCUUUGAAAUAAUAUUGAUAACUGAGAGCUGGCUAAAUCAUAAAACUUUAGACUCAUCCAUAAUAGAAAACUCAAAAUAUUCAUUAAUACGUAACGAUAGAAUUAAUUCUAAAAAAGGCGGCGGGGUUUUAGCAGUUAUUUCAAAUUCUAUUCCCUUUAAUGAAAUUAAAACCUGCAAAAAUUCUCACUAUGAAAUACUAUGUUUUGACAUAUAUUCACCUUUUACUUCCCAGAAACAUAGAUUUAUAUUAGUUUAUCUCCCACCACCUGUAAACAAAAUACAACAAAAUUGCCUUGUUGAAAAAUUACAACAAUUAACCAGUAUUGAUUAUACAUACUCUAUCAUUGGUGAUUUCAAUAUUCCUUAUAUACCCUGGGGUAGCGAAAAUUUAAUAGAAAUUAAAAAUGAUAAUAUUUUACUAGAAUUUAUAAAAUACUCUCAACUAGAACAAAUUAUAAAAUUUCCUACACGCCAAAACAAUUUUUUAGAUUUAAUAUUUACUAAUUCACUUUCCUCCUAUAAAUCCAUAAAUAUGACUGAACCAAUACAAUCAAACAUAUACCAGUCCGAUCAUAAUGGAAUAG
This is a messenger RNA of Meloidogyne enterolobii, 1275 nucleotides long. The record is from the annotation of a GenBank genome assembly. NCBI's taxonomy places the organism in Eukaryota, Metazoa, Nematoda, Chromadorea, Rhabditida, Meloidogynidae.